Molecule: messenger RNA, 2161 nt
Organism: Drosophila gunungcola (fruit fly)
Lineage: Eukaryota; Metazoa; Arthropoda; Insecta; Diptera; Drosophilidae
Gene: Atac3
Product: GA-binding protein subunit beta-1
Exons: 10
Coding region: 120-1886 (588 amino acids)
Biological process (GO): positive regulation of transcription by RNA polymerase II
Cellular component (GO): nucleus
Molecular function (GO): protein binding; transcription cis-regulatory region binding
Source: RefSeq, a predicted model, not a curated record
UUUUGUGUGUGUUUCAAGUAUGCCAUGCGAUAUUUGAACAUAAAGCAGCGAACGGUCACACCCCAAUGUUAUGCCAACUAAAGUCCUCCAUUUGGUGCUGAAAGUGUUCGCAUGCUAAGAUGCACAGUCACAGCGGCACCAGCAAAGUUGUGGCCACUCUGCGCGCGGACGGAAAUAUUGUGUAUCCCAUGGAGCACUCCAACCUGAUGCACUACGAGAUUCGCACCGAAGGAGAAGCCCAGCACAAGAAGGGCAACCUGCUAGGACCCGCCACAUGCGUGGACCUGGGCAAACAGCUGCUUCAGUGCGCGAGGGACAGCGAUGUGGCUGGCGUCAAGACGGCGUUGGCCCAUGGAGCGCCCUUCGCGUCCGACUGGCUUGGUAUGUCGGCGCUGCACUUCGCUGCCAUGAACAACCAGCUAGAGAUCUGCGAGAUCCUCCUGCAGGGAGGCAUUAACAUGGACGCCAAGACCAAGGUCGACCGGACGCCGCUCCACCUGGCCUGCUACUACGGGCACGAGCGGGUGGUCAGUUUGCUGCUGGCGCUUAAGUGCAGCGUUAACUCCCGCGACAUGCUACGCAUGACUCCACUCCACUGGGCCGUUGAGAAGAGGCACAAGGGCAUUGUACGACUGCUGCUCAAGUGUCAAGCAGAUGUCGCCUUGGUCUCCAAGUUCGGCAAGACGCCGAUCGGACUGGCUGUGUACACGGAACAGGCAGAUGUGCUGGCGGAGUUAGAGGCAGCACGGCAGGCACAGGCCAGUAAGAAGUUCAACGAGGAAACCGAGCGAAAAACGCAUAAGAACAGAAAAGAAACCAGUGAGGCUGUUAACUCAAUAAUGGACGAAGCGGAAAACACAAAAAGCCUUGACGACCGGGAAAUGUCGGUGGAAGAACGAAUGGAUGUUUUGGAAAACCUGCGAGGGCAUACGAACGUUCUGGGAAACUCUGCUCUAAACAUGCUGAAGACUCACGGAAUUGCAGACAUGAUGCAGGAAAACGAUGACGAGGCUUCGAAAGAAAUGCUGAACACGGCGCUGCAGAAUGGCCGCCAACUAGUUCUUUCCGAAGGUGGACGUAUGUUGCUGCACGAAACGAAAGCAGGCCUUGGCGCCAAGCAGUCCGUAAACGGCAGUGCUAGGAACCCGGUCGUCGCUCUCCGCCCGAAUGUCAGCAACUCGCCCCCUCAGAAGAUUCGCAUGAAUGUAAUUAAGCAAAAAGAACUUACGUCGCCGGCAGGGGUUACCAAGAACAAGAAUAUACGCAUAAUCUCGUUGACUGAUUUCAAAAAGCUCUGCGGAUCGGAUAGUCAGCCAAAGUCCCUGCAGAAGAUACCUGCAUCAUUGGCCAGCUCUGGAAUGGUUCGUCAACUUCCCGAUGGCACCAAACUAGUCAACAUGCGGCAGUUGCAGGCUCGACAGUUAAAGCUACCAUCCCUGCAGAGACCCCUGGAGCCCACCACCAUAUUAGAUGACUCACCGGGCCUCAACGAAGCCGUGGUUCCACCUACACUGCCUGCAAACCAUCCCGCAUCUGCCAGUUCUCUCAGGGGACAGGUGGGGACCGUGCAGACGAUACAGCUCCGGCCCUCACUGACGGCAGGAUCUGGACUGAGUCCAACGAACAACGGGGUGGUCCCCAACAAACCUUUUGUGAGUGCGACAAAGCUUCCCUCGGCAAAGACUCCUAGCGUGAUGCCACUGCUGACAUCUUCAGAAAUUUGUCGUCAGCUACAUGAGCUGCGACGGCAAAACGAAGAACUGCGCCGGCGCGCAGACUGCUUUCAGCGGGAAAAGGAGGAGAUGCUAAGGCGCAUCGACCGCCUGGAGCAGAUGGUGCUGGUGCGAGAGUCGGAGGCGGAUCUGGAUUUUGUGGACGACGUUUAGCUAGAGCUAAGAUAGGUUUAUUGUAAAUACCUUAAGGUAAGCGUUAAGAAGAGUUUCAUAUACCGUUAAGCGCAUUGUUAAUCGCCCAUUAAGCGUACGAUUUCAUACCAUUUUAUAUCAGAACCGUAUUAACUUAAAUGUUAAAAAUAACUGCAAAAAAGUUAAAAUGUUGGCUACGGACGUGGUCAGCUAAUUAUCUACCUUAAAGUGCAUUUUUAGUCGAUCAUUAAGAAACGAUUUUGCAUCAUUUUAAUAAAACUUUUUUAAAAAUGUAA